This is a messenger RNA of Brassica rapa (field mustard), 6842 nucleotides long. RefSeq names its product probable inorganic phosphate transporter 1-6. The record is from RefSeq and is a predicted model, not a curated record. Gene Ontology annotation, biological process: transmembrane transport; phosphate ion transport. Gene Ontology annotation, cellular component: membrane. Gene Ontology annotation, molecular function: phosphate transmembrane transporter activity. NCBI's taxonomy places the organism in Eukaryota, Viridiplantae, Streptophyta, Magnoliopsida, Brassicales, Brassicaceae.
GUCGCUACGUAGCGACCGAACGAAAGAUUUGGACGGUCGCUACGUAACAACCGGCUCGUUCGCGAACCGGUCGCUACGUGGCGACCUUAUUUGGAUCCUUUUCUGAUGUUUUAUGAAAGUGUUCUUGGACUAUGGGUGUUUAGUUUCGAUGAAUCAACCGAGAUUAGUGCAAGAUUUCACUCCAAAGUUCUUUGUAAAGAUUUAUUUACGAAGAUUACUUUUCGUAAAAACGUUCAUGCUGAUUUUUACGGAUAUUUGGAUGUUAACUUCGUCUUGUCCGUUUUUGACCCCAACACCACUUGACGAUCGUUGAGCGGUCUGUGAGUUCGGUCUGGUUACUCUGAGCAUGCUUUUAGACGAUUGGUCAUUUUGGUGUUUCAGAUAAGUCUUUCCAAGAAAUUUAUUGUAAAAAUUCUUUUCAGUAAUUUGUACAAAAAUUACUUCUUUGAAAAGUAUUUUUCAACGACUUUCAAGCGGUAAUUCCGUCGUCAUCGUUUUUAACCCCAACAGUUAACCUUAAGGGUAUAAAUGUCUUUUACUUUUCAUUAAAAGUGAUGGUAAAAAUGGUUUGUAUAAACAUGAAAAGUGAUACUAUGAAUGUAGUAUUUGUGGUAAUUAUUACACAAAUUUAUAUUUUACAGCAACACUAACAGUUUGUUAAACUUGAUCCGGAACCUCCAAAAUCUCUAAAUUAUUGUCCAAACAAAUUGUGUGUAACCGAAGAUGGUUGUUGUUAUUUUUUUGAAGUCUUUUCGUACGAUUAUUUUUUGUUCAGAUCGACUCUAUUCAUGAUUAUUAAUAUCAUCAAUACAAAUUAAGUCUUUUAGCAAUAUUUUUUUUUUCAUUUUUUAUUUUCUUUUUCAGAUCUAAUGUAUUUACAAGUAUUAAUAUUACCCAAUUUCAACAACCUUUAGCUCGUAAUCUACAAAUUAAAAAUAAAAAGAGUUAUUUUUUAUUUCGAAAUGCACUGUAUGAUCAUAUAUGCAUCACAUAAAUAAUUUAUGGAAUAUUGUGGUAUUUCGCAUAAAUUUUAAUAUUAAUUAUGGUAUUUCUUACUAAAAUUUUAUAUUUCAGUAUAACAUUUUACUAAUUAAUAUUGUUUUAAUAUUUUGAUAUAUUUGCUCGUAAAAGUUUUAUGAAUUUAAAUUAAUUGUGACAAAUAUAAAGACAAUAGUAUAAAUAUAAAUAGUUUUGAAGUUAAGAUUAAAGUUUUGGUUUUGGAGAACAACAUCUUUAAAGUUUAAAUAUGGAGUUUUAAAAAUUUCAAAAUAUAUUGUCUUUUUGGAGAUGUCCUAAAAAUGUGAUAUUUUAGGCAAUUUACCAAAUAUAUUCAGAGAUUUAUCAUACUCGAAGAAAUCCAACACUACUUUUAGAACUAGUUUAAAGAAAGUAAAAAUAAAAGUAAAACAAAACCAAUUAUAAUGUUUAAAACGAAUGCCAAACAAAACAAAUAACUAUACUUAUGCAUCCUCUUGUUAACACCAAGCAUCGUGGUUGAACAUUGCAAAGCAUCAUCCGGAUAUGAAAUAUUAUCUUGUUAACACCAAUCACCACCAACCUUUUAUUAUUGCUCUUUUUAGAGUUGAACAUUGCAAAGCAUCAUCCGAAUAUGAAAUAACAUCACCAGUAAAUCAAAACUGUCAUAAAUAUUCUAAAAUAAAGAGAUUAGAACAACAUAUACACAUAUUGAAUAUGAAGCACAUGUUUUUUUGGUAAUAAUGUUUUACAAAGGAGGAUAACCUAUUCUUAGAACAAUCUACAUUGAUGAACACAAAUUUAUGUUCUAAACACGUUUUUAUUUUCUUUGUAACCUAUUUUUUUAUUAUAUUAAUUAUAACUAAUUAGAUAAUGUCGACAAAAAAAACUAAUUAGAUAAUAACUUAUUUAUAUUUUAUAAUGAUUUUUGAUUUGUAAAAUUGAAAAUUAGGAGUUCCAACUUUUAUUUCUUUCGAUAGAAACAUUAUAUUGGAUUCAAUAUUGAUUGACAUCUAUAGAUCCAAAGUGGAAUUUAGCUAAUAUAAUACAACAAAACAAAAAAAAAGUUUGGAGUUUCUUCACAUGGUCGAUAUCCAGACAUGAAGAUUGCAUUAAGAAGGUUCGGAAGAAAGCUUGUUCAGAUUUUAAUUCUAUGUAUCACAAUUAUUUUAUUUUAAAUUUGUAUUUGGUUGUAUUUUUAUUAUUUUAUGUGUAAUGUUGCUUUAUAUAUAAAUAAAAUAGUUGUUAUAAAAAAAUAAAAGAUUGAUCUAUAUCUUUGGUUUUUAUAUGUAGUUUUUUUUAUCUAUAUCUUUGGUUUUUAUAUGUAGUUAAACUGGAGUGUAUUCCGUGUGGAGGGACAUUGAAAGGAAUAAUUCUCAGUUACAAUUUUACCAUCGGAUAUCAACAAAUAUCUUUCCAUAUUUAUCAUAUAUAUAUUUUGUAACAAAAAUAAAAUAAAAACUUUAUUAUGCUUGUGACUAAUUCUAUUCGUAUACAAAUAGAAUAUGCUAUUGUAUUCUCAUCUCAAUAUAUAUAUAUAUAUAUAUAUAACGCCCUAACCCUAACAAACAUUAAUCAAGACUCUUCAGAUCAGCUUCUCAAUUCCUCGUUGAUUGCGGAGAAAAGAUAAAAAAAAAAUCGACAUGGCGAAGCAAGAACAUAGCAGCAUCUUGGAAGCACUUGACGUUAAAAAGGUUACAUGGUACCACGUCACGACGGUUAUAAUCUCCGGUAUGGGUUUCUUUACGGACUCAUACGAUCUCUUUGUGAUAUCUCUCGUUACGAAGCUCCUUGGCCGUAUCUACUAUCAUCACCCUGGCUCCUCCUCUCCGGGAAGCCUCCCUGAUGGCAUCUCUGCUGCCGUGAGCGGUGUGGCCUUUGCCGGAACAUUUAUCGGACAGAUUUUCUUCGGGUGUCUCGGUGACAAGCUCGGCCGUAAGAGAGUCUACGGCUUGACUCUUGUGAUCAUGACCGUAUGCUCUAUUUGCUCUGGUCUUUCCCUUGGCAGCGACCCAAAAACCGUCAUGGUAACGCUCUGCUUCUUCCGCUUCUGGCUCGGGUUUGGCAUCGGUGGUGACUAUCCUCUCUCGGCUACGAUCAUGUCCGAAUACGCCAACAAAAGAACACGUGGCGCGUUCAUAGCAGCUGUUUUCGCUAUGCAAGGGUUUGGGAUCUUGACCGCGGGAUGUGUGUCGUUACUCGUCUCUGCUAUCUUCGACCAUCAGUUUCCGUCUCCAGCCUAUAUGGUCGACCCGGCUGCCUCAACCGUCCCGCAGGCAGAUUACGUGUGGAGGAUCAUUCUCAUGUUAGGCGCUGUACCGGCUCUAUUAACUUACUACUGGCGUGCGAAGAUGCCUGAAACAGCUCGCUACACUUCUCUAGUCGCUAAGAACCCGGAGAAAGCGGCUUCAGAUAUGUCUAAGGUUCUCGAUGUAGACAUUGAAGCCGGUUUUGCGAAGAAUGACCAAGCUAGGGUUUCUUCAGACGAGUUUGGCUUGUUCUCCAAGAAAUUCCUCCGUCGCCACGGGCUCCACCUGCUCGGAACAGCCACCACAUGGUUCCUUCUCGACAUUGCUUUCUACAGCCAAAACCUCUUCCAGAAAGACAUCUUCACCACCAUUGGUUGGUUACCCUCGGCCAAAACCAUGAACGCAAUCCAAGAGCUGUACCAGAUCGCUAAGGCACAGACCCUAAUUGCUCUUUGCGGCACCGUUCCUGGUUACUGGUUCACCGUAGGUUUAAUCGACUGGAUGGGACGGUUCAAGAUUCAGGUCCUUGGAUUCUCUUUUAUGACGGCUUGCUUGAUUGGUCUAGGCAUACCGUACCACCAUUGGACCUUACCACAUAACCGAAUCGGUUUCGUUGUUCUCUACUCUCUCACGUUUUUCUUCUGCAAUUUUGGACCUAACGCAACUACUUUCAUUGUCCCGGCUGAGAUUUUUCCAGCGAGGCUAAGGGCCACUUGUCAUGGUAUCUCUGCGGCUUCGGGUAAAGCCGGUGCGAUGGUUGGUUCUUUUGGUUUUGCUGCUUUGGUGAAGGCUGUGGGGAUGAAAAUAACCUUACUGAUCAUGGCAGGAAUCAGUUUUCUUGGCUUGCUGUUCUCGUUUCUUGUUCCGGAGCCUAAUGGAAAAUCGCUUGAGGAGCUUUCCGGCGAAGCUGAACCGGAGAAAAUCUAGGAGAAUAUUGUUGUUUAGAUUUCUUUUGUUUUUUUUCUCUCUUGAUUAUCGUGUUUAAUUAGGAUAUUUCUUUUUCUUUUUAUUAGAUUUAAUGAGUUUUUGUUUGUUUACGAAUUAUCCUAAUUUUAUUAUCAGAUUUAUAUAAUUUAAAAGAUAAUGACUUUUUUUUUUCUAAAGUGACUAUUCGAAAUUGAUAUGGAGUGUUUUUUCUUUUCUUUUCUUUUUUCCUCUAAUGCAAAACAACACACUUUUUGUUACUCUCUCGGGUCUCUCAGCUAUCCUAAUCCCAUUAUGUUUUCUAGGUCAAAUUUCGAUAGUGGCAAUAGUAAAUACGGCUAUUAAUAAUAAUCAUUAGUCUUAUAUGACAAAACUAAAAAGUACAACAAUAAAACAGAGGGAUAUUAUCGAGAUAUAUCAUAUGAAGGCUUUUCUUCUUCUUAUUAUCUUAUAUUGGAUAUUAAAAUAGAAAUUAUGAUUUCGUGUAUAAAAUAAACAUUCUUUUAUAAUAAAAUUUAUAUUAUCUUUCAUAUUUUUUUGUCAUCAACAUAAACAGAUUUCUAAAACUUUGUAAACCAAACCGGUAACUAUGAUCCAUGUAAACGACAAAAGACAGCUACUUCUUGGCACUGCAUGUAAGACAAUCCUCCCGAGUAUUCUGUGUUUUGGGUACAUAAAUGAUGUUCGAGUUGUUCAAACUUUCCUUCAGCAUCUUGAUAUUUUCCAAAUAACUUGCAAAAGUUAGCCAUUCUUUUUGCUCUAAAAUUAUCUUCACCAGUUGAGAACAAUCUAUUGCAAAUGUGAUCUGAAACAGACGUAAAUUCUGCAUACAUUACAUUGCCCAAAUAAGCGCUUACACUUCCGUGUGAAGAGGUGACAGACUCGCCCUUAUAUUCCUUGCAACCAUCAAACCAUCAAAACCUUCCAAAGUAGUAUAUCAUUCUUGUCCUCAAAAAAAUCUCAUCAUCUUUCGAUGAUCCAUCUGUAAAGCACCAUCUACCUGGAAUGAUUGGUAGGUUAGUGGCCUCGACCUCUAUAUUUUGGGGAAUCCUUUGUGUCAGUGAAACAUGUGCUCCAGUCCACAAUAGAGACUCUGUUUCUGCCAAUUUUAAAGUGUCCCUAGGAUCAAUAUCUAUAUUACUAAAAAAAGUUAUUAUUUCGUCCCUUCCAGAAGUACCAUAAUAUCCAAAAAAAAUUGAUGAUCCUCCAUUUGUGGAACAAUUCUCCAAAAUAAAUGAUUCAUAUUCGCGAAAAAUGAUGGAUUAGGAAAAACAACUGGAUUCGAUGGGAUGUUGAGAGUGCCCAAACUUGUAUCGUCGGUAGACAUUCAAAAAGCACAUGAUUUAUUGAUUCCUCCAGUGCCCCACACCUCAAACAGAAAAUAUCCCCUUGCAUUCCCCUUGCUCCCAAGUUUUUCUUAACUCCAAUGCAUCAUGAUACUAUUUCCAUAAGAAAUGCUUCAUUUUCGGUAUGUAUCUUAUUUUUCAGCAAAACGCUUUCAAAAAAUCAACCGAACGACCAAAAACUAGUAGCGGUUUAUCCUUGCCAGUGUAGACACGUUCUACUAGGUAAACAAGUUUCACUGUAUAUUUUCCAUUAUUUGUAAAAUGCCAUCCGUCUUUGUCAACCAGCUGUAUCCGAUUCAAAGCGAUACUUUCUAUGAGUUUCACAUCAUGGACAUCUACUAAAGUUCGAAUUGCCUGUGAAUUCCAUGUUCGUGAUGAUGUAUUGAUGAGAUAAUUGACUGUAAAGUCAUGGUAAAGAUUAUGAUGGUUACUAUUUGCUGGUCUCGGGAGAGCGGUUGGGAGCCAAGUACUGAUAUGGUUCAUCCUCAUCAUCCCAUUCUUUUGAUUAGUCAUUUGCUUACUAGAGAUCUAGUUGAGACAAUACUCCUCCAGCCAUAUGACGGGGAUAUGAUCUAAUCGGGUCUAGGGAUGAUGCAUUCCUGAAGUACCAAACUUUAAAAACUCGAGAAACAAAGUAUUCAGUUUCUCGAUUAAUCGCCAUAGCUGCUUUCCUAGCAUGGCCGUAUUAAAAUCCGUGAGAUCUUUAAAUCUCAAACCUCCUUCGUCCUUAUUGAGAUAAUUUAUCCCAUGAUUUUCAGUGCAUACUUUUUGUAUUUCCUUUUGGACUCCACCAAAACUGUACUACCGCACUCGUUAAUUUCUUUGUUACUGUCUUUGGUAAAUGAUAGCAGGACAUCACAUGAUUUGGCAAGGCUGUAAAUGCCGAUUUAAUAAUCAUCUUCUUCCCCCCUUGGAGAAGAACUUAAAAGUUCAUCCAUUAACUCUAUUGCUUAAGAGAUCUUGAAUUAAAUCAAAAAUCUGUAUUUUCUGUCCUCCCAAACUUUUUGGUAUUCCCAAAUACAAUCUCAUCUCGCCUAUAUUUUGUAUCUUUACAAUAUUUUGCCGAGUAAAUUCUUCAAUUUUAUGUCCAAAUUGAAUGGAAGAUUUCUGGAUAUUUAUCAGCUAACCCGUACCGUCUCAUAUUCCUUUAAGAUCUUUAGUAGGGAUGGACACUUUACCCGAUAUCCGAAGUGGCACCUGAACCCGAUCCGAAAAACCCAAACCGAAAUCCGAACCGAAGUAGUAAAAUAUCCGAACGGGUAUUGAAUUAGGAGAGAUUGGAUAUCUGAACACGAACGGGUAAUAUCCGAACCCGAAUGGAUAUCCGAAAAUAACCGAACAUAUAUAU